Molecule: messenger RNA, 2487 nt
Organism: Striga hermonthica
Lineage: Eukaryota; Viridiplantae; Streptophyta; Magnoliopsida; Lamiales; Orobanchaceae
Source: the annotation of a GenBank genome assembly
AUGUAUCUUGAUUUUAGAUGCCGUCACCUUCAUUUGCUUCUACAUUGUUUCUCGAUAGCCGGUUUCUUCGUCCUCAGCUCCGCCUCUGACAGAAUCACGACCGGCCAGUCAAUCCGGGACGGCGAGACUCUGAUCUCCUCCGGCGGAAGAUUCGCCUUCGGAUUCUUCAGCCCGAACAACGACACGUCCACCCGUUACGCCGGAAUAUGGUACAACCAGAUCGCAAACCGCUCCGUCGUCUGGGUAGCCAACCGUGAAUCCCCUGUCCCCGCCAAUGGCGUCGUACUAUCAGUCACCACCGAGGGCAAUCUCGUAAUUUCACACAACAACAGCGGCCAAGUCCUCUGGUCCUCCGCCGCCACAUCCACCACCCUCCCUCCGGCGAACUCCACCCUUAUCCUCAUGAACUCCGGCAACCUCGUCCUCCGCGCCGCCUCCGACAGGGUCCUCUGGCAGAGCUUCGACCACCCGACAGACACGUACCUUCCCGACAUGGAAGUCCACAUCAGCGCCCGUGAUGGCGAACAACGUGUCUUCACGUCGUGGUCGGGCCCGCUCGACCCGUCUCCGGGAAACUACUCGAUGGGGGUGGACACACGGGGUCCGCCUCAAAUAGUCAUCUGGGACGGGCCCCGCCGCCGGUGGAGGAGCGGCCAUUGGAACGGGCUCGUCUUCAUCGGCGUCCCCGGAAUGCGGAAUUUCUACCGGCUCGGUUUCCGGCUGAACGAGCGAGAUGGACAGCUGUCCAUCACGUACACGACGCCGUCGAGCGACUCGGAAAUGGUUAAGUUUCGAUUGAGUUGGGAAGGAGUCGAGCUGCAAGAGAGGUGGAUCGAGGAGAGUCGAGAGUGGGAGGCAUUUUACCGGCAUCCGAUCGACGAAUGUGAUUUGUAUAAUUAUUGUGGGAAUUUCGGGAUGUGUCGGUUGGGGGAAGAGGACAGGUGUCGGUGUUUGGAGGGGUUUGAGUCGAGAGGGAAUCGGACCGAGGGGUGUGUGAGGAGGGCUGGGCUCGAGUGCGAAACGGAUGGGUUCUUGGAGGUGAGGCGAGUGAAGUUGCCUGAUUUCGUGGAUUAUGUGGGGUCUGAGGAUGUGAGGGGUUGCGAGAGUUUGUGCGCGCGGAAUUGUUCGUGCACAGCGUACGCGUACGUGAGAGGGAUAAGUUGCAUGGUUUGGUAUCGGGAAUUGGUCGACAUUCAACAGUAUGAGGAAGGGGAGAAUUCUUUGUUCGUUCGAGUCGCGCGUUCUGAGCUCGAUCAAGUAAAUCAUGCAAGGAGAAUAAUUAUCAUAACAACAGUCACAGUUGGUACGAUCCUUAUCUGCGUCUCGGUUUGGCUUAUCGUCAAGUGCAGAAGAAAACGCCAGGAGACUCUAAGCAAAACCAAAAAGCCCAAAGUUCGUCGGAGUGGGGAAUUUUCCUAUGAGUCAUCCGGGCCGUGUGACAUAUCUAUCGAAAGUCAGCAAUCAAACGGACCUGAACUUGCAAUGUUCAGCUUCAGCUCUGUGGUAACAGCUACAGAUAACUUUUCAGACAAGAACAAACUCGGACAGGGAGGUUUCGGUGAUGUUUACAAGGGAAUGUUACUCGGAGGACACGAGAUAGCCGUGAAGAGAUUAUCGACGAAAUCGGGUCAAGGAUUAGAGGAGUUUAAGAAUGAAAUUAUGCUAAUCGCAAAAUUGCAGCACCGUAAUCUUGUUCGAUUAUUGGGCUGCUGCAUUCAUGGAGAAGAAAAGCUGUUGCUUUACGAGUAUAUGCCCAACAAAAGCCUCGAUUCGUAUCUUUUCGAUGUUGAUAAGAAAGGCGAGCUAGACUGGAAGAAGCGUUUUAAUAUAAUCGGAGGGAUUGCAAGAGGACUUCUCUAUUUGCACCGAGACUCGAGGCUUAGAAUAAUACACAGAGACCUGAAAGCUAGCAACAUUUUGUUGGACGAGGAAAUGAACCCGAAGAUUUCGGAUUUCGGCAUGGCUCGAAUAUUCGGAGGCAACCAAAACGAAGCCAAUACAAACAGGGUAGUGGGCACAUAUGGUUACAUGGCGCCCGAAUAUGCUAUGGAAGGUCUAUUUUCUUUGAAGUCGGAUGUGUACAGUUUUGGUGUAUUGCUGUUGGAGAUCAUAACGGGCCAAAGAAAUAUCGACUUUCGCUUAACAGAUUACGUAAAUAUAAUUGGAUAUGCGUGGAAUCUUUGGGAUAAAGGAAGAGCAGUGGAGCUGCUUGAUCUUUCCAUCAUGAAGAUGGGAACUUCUUGCAAUGAACAAGUGUUGAAGUGUGUACAUGUCGCGAUGCUUUGUGUACAAGACAAUGCAGGUAAUCGGCCAGACAUGUCGGCUGUUGUACUGAUGCUCGAGAGUGAAAACAUGGCCCUGCCUUUGCCAACACAGCCGACUUUUACAUCGACGAGACAUAAUAUCGAUACCGACAUGUGGAAUGGGAUUAAGGAUGCUGAUCAGUCCUCAAAUAAUGUGACAAUGAGUGUGAUUAUUGGUAGAUAA